UCGCAGCUGUCAGUUGAAUGGUAAGCAGAUGACAGGCUUAUUUGUAGUGUCUGAGGCAUUGAUAAAAACACAACCCAUUCCUUCCCACACACUGCAGCCUCUCAAUGCUCUCACUUUAAUGAGGCCAAUUUAGAAGAAUUGAGAAACUCAAGACUGAAGUAUUUUUUUUCUCUCAUUUUCUUACCUCCACAUUGCAGAUAGCAGCAGUGUGAAGAAGGAACUGCUCAUCCCUCUGAACUGUGCACAGUUGUUUUCAAGGGAUUUGUUGAAGUCAGUGGGACAGAUGCUUCAGGUGUGACUGGGUCAUGGAUGUAACGGUCUCGGGGCAAGUCGGACACGUUGAUGGAAGGCCGGCCGUGAAGGGAUGUCUUUGUGAGGUGCUCCUGCUCUGCCCAGGUGAAUUCAUUGCUGCCUCAGCAUGCGUCUCUUCCUAGAUCCCAGCCCAGGAGUUUCACCACAAUGUGGAAAUGGAUGCUGACUGGCGGCGUCUCCCCCUUUCCUCGCCUCGCCUGCUUCCUCGUGCUGUCCCUGGCCUGCUUGGUGUCCGCCAGCUGCCGCGGAGAGCCGGACGAUGCGUUAACGCUGGAUGCUACAAAUUGCUCCUCAAGCCUGGAGCGCCACACGCGCAGCUACAACCACUUGCAGGGUGAUGUGCGGUGGCGUAGACUCUACUCUGCCACCAAGUACUUCCUCAAGAUCGACAGAACUGGGAAGGUAAAUGGGACCAGAAAGAAGAACUGUCUGAACAGCAUAAUGGAGAUCAGGUCAGUUAAUGUUGGAGUAGUCGCAAUCAAAGCGGUCAACACUGGCUUUUAUUUGGCCAUGAACAAGAAGGGAAAACUAUACGGCACGGAAGAGUACAACAACAAUUGUCAGUUUAAGGAGAGGAUAGAAGAAAAUGGUUACAAUACCUACGCCUCGCUGAAGCGGAAGCACAAAGGGCGACAAAUGUUCAUCUCAUUGAACGGGAAAGGAUCUCCUCGCCGUGGGCACAAAACAAGGAGAAAACAUCUCUCAGCACACUUUCUACCCAUGAUGGUUCCCUAAAGGUCAGCUCGCGCCCACUCGUCCUGAAACUUAUACCAUUUACAAGUCUUGCCACUUGACGCUUCAAAAGAAAGAAAUGCACAUUUUUUUCUUUCUCCCUGGACCUUAUAUACUGAGCUUUUUCUUUUGCUGCAUAAACGCUUGCAGAGGCAACAGAGCAUAGACUGUUGUAAAUAUAGGUUUUAUUGGGACCAUUUACAGAGCCUCUUCAUCAGUAUAACUUUAGGACUAAUGUAGAGGUAAAGAAAGGCCCUUCAGUCACAAUAGACAAAAGACGUGAAUCAGUAGGAUUUAAUGGUCUUUUUAAAAAAGCCUGAAAGAAGCUGAUUUUUUUGACUUAGAGUGUGGACAAUGGACAAACAGUGCUAUACUUGUAUGUGGGGGGCGAAGGGGGAGGGAGGGGGGAGGUAACAGGGGAUGGUUGAGCUAUUGAGCACCUAUACCAAAGUUCUAAAUUUGUUGCAAUGCACAGAAGACUAUGCUCUAGUCAAAGAAGACAGCGUUUGUAAUUUGCACCAGCUUUAGCGAGACAAUGUACUUGUAAACCAUUAAAAUCUAACUUCCACGAGUUCCUGGACUGCAUACCAACUGCACUCCCACCAUGGAAGAUCCGCACUCGACCACUGUGAGCUCCGAAGACUGGCGACUCUUCUGUUACGCACAGACAUCAGGGUGACACAGCCCGGCAAGGCGACCGUUAGAUAGGCUGGUGAUUUUGUAGGAAAGGGUCAUAUUUAUACAACUGUAAAUCGUGAUGUUACUCCUAGAUUAAUGCAAUCAUGGGAACAUUCCUGAUGGUGGUUUCGCUAAAUGGCCAACAUCACUUCAGAACAGGGGAAGCUGCCUUUCAUGUACCGUAACAAUUCAAUAAAGCUCUUUCUUUCCUAGAAAGCACAUGCGAAGAGAUAUUGUUUUCUGAUGGAUUUCUAAAGGUUUACAAUGUGUUUAUUAGAGUGUUGCAACUCUUUUAUAACAUAGUGAAUAAAGUGGUAUCUUAUUAAUUUUAUCCUUGUAGUUCAUGAUGUUAAAUGAACCUUUUGAUUGUGUUAUGAUCAUAUUUGAGCAAAGGAAUGUGGCAUAAAAGUAUCACUGACAUUGAUAGGGGGAGUGGCAAUUAUUGAAGGCAAAUCCUGUUUUACUUCUUGUACGCAUAAAUUUCAAUUGCAUUCCUUCUCACCACUGCAAUUUAGCUUAUUUUUAGUUUUAGUUUUAGAGACGCAUCACGGAAACAGGUUCUACUGAGUCCACGUUGACCAACAAUCACCCAUGUUUGCUAGCUGAAUGUUAUCCUUCUUUUUCAUCAAUUUCCUACACAUUAGGGGCAAUUUUACAGAGGCUAAUUAACUUAUAAAACCCCAUGUUUUUGAGAUGAUGGAGGAAACUGGAGGAAACCAACGAGGUCACAGUGAGAAUGUGCAAACUCCACACAGACAGCACCUGAGGUCAGGAUAAAACCUGGGUCUCUGGCAUUGUGAGGCAGCAGCUUUAUCAGCUGCACCACUGUGCCACCAUAGAGUCAAGUGUGUUUUAUUGUCAUAUGUCCUGAAAUGGAACACUGAAAUUCUUACUUGCAGCAGCAGCAGCAGCAGCAGCAGCAGGUUUGUAAGCACAGUACUCAAUAGGAAACAAACAAAAUAA
Molecule: messenger RNA, 2685 nt
Organism: Leucoraja erinaceus (little skate)
Lineage: Eukaryota; Metazoa; Chordata; Chondrichthyes; Rajiformes; Rajidae
Gene: fgf22
Product: fibroblast growth factor 22
Exons: 3
Coding region: 460-1047 (195 amino acids)
Biological process (GO): animal organ morphogenesis; regulation of cell migration; positive regulation of gene expression
Cellular component (GO): cytoplasm
Molecular function (GO): fibroblast growth factor receptor binding; growth factor activity
Source: RefSeq, a predicted model, not a curated record